AUGAAAUUGGAGAAGAAGGAGAACCCCAUAGCAGGAGCUCGUGUGUAUCAUGUGGAGGAGUUUGUGGCCAGGCUCCACCAAAGGGCUGAAGCUCUCCUAAAACUCUGCUGUGCUGUUUCCUCCCAGUGGGACCUCGUCUGUGAGUCUCAAUCACAAAAAUCAGUGGUUCAAACCCUGUUCAUGAGUGGGUCGCUGCUGGGAAGUCUGAUAUUUGGCUAUCUUUCAGACAGGUAUGGAAGGAAGGGGGUUUACACAUGGUGUCUCCUCCAGACGGCCAUCAUGGACACCUGUGCCACCUUUGCUCCCAUCUUCCUCAUCUUCUGCAUUCUACGCUUCUUGGCUGGAUUUUCUAUCAUAAUUGUUUUGUCCAACUCUACCAUUCUUGCAUCAGAGUGGGCAUCACCCAAGUCACAACAUAUAGGAGUAACACUGAUGUUAUGUGCCCACAGUGUUGGGCAGAUACUCUUGGGAGGAUUAGCUUUUGCCAUUCGAGACUGGCACACACUGCAUCUGACUGUGUCUAUACCCUUGUUUGUCCUCUCCUUGCUCUCCAGGUAUAUACAUGAACUUUUUGAAAACCAUUCUAUUGCCUUGAAUGCUUGUAUCAGAAAUUUGUGUGUUGAGCAAGCUCCUUCUGUAGGCAUAGAUUAA
Molecule: messenger RNA, 651 nt
Organism: Lepus europaeus (European hare)
Lineage: Eukaryota; Metazoa; Chordata; Mammalia; Lagomorpha; Leporidae
Product: steroid transmembrane transporter SLC22A24-like
Exons: 4
Coding region: 1-651 (216 amino acids)
Biological process (GO): transmembrane transport
Molecular function (GO): transmembrane transporter activity
Source: RefSeq, a predicted model, not a curated record